This is a messenger RNA of Triticum dicoccoides, 524 nucleotides long. RefSeq names its product cell number regulator 11-like. The transcript is spliced from 4 exons. The record is from RefSeq and is a predicted model, not a curated record. Bases 54 to 506 code for a protein of 150 amino acids. NCBI's taxonomy places the organism in Eukaryota, Viridiplantae, Streptophyta, Magnoliopsida, Poales, Poaceae.
UAUUCCCAUACUCAACGAUCACAGAUCCACAAUCUACCAAACUUACUAGCACCAUGGUUGCUGAGUGGUCAGUUGGGCUUUUCGACUGCUUUGGGGAUUUCCGCACCUGUUGCUUGACUUUCUGGUGCCCCUGUGUUACCUUUGGUCGUCUUGCAGGGAUUGUGGACAAAGGCUCCCCAUCAUGCUGCAUGAAUGGGACCCUGUAUGUUUGCCUGGCUUGCGUAGGCUGCAACUGGUUGUAUUCUUGUACCAAACGCUCGGCGAUGCGGUCGCAAUACAACUUGACAGCAUCGCCCUGCAUGGACUGCUGUGUCCACUUCUUCUGUGAGAGUUGCGCGCUAUGCCAAGAGUACAAGGAGCUGGAAAACCGUGGCUUCAACAUGGCCAAAGGAUGGGAAGGUCAAGAUGGUGGGAUGUGUGCAAGGCAUGAAAGCACCUGGGAAGCAAGGGAUGUGUUUCUAGAACAUGUCCAUAAAAUGAUGCUCUUAGCUCUCCUGUUCUGUUAAUUUUCAUUUCAUGAUGUU